AUGAUCAUGAAAUCUUUACAACAAAACUUCAGAGGCCAUUCUCUCUGGCUUAAAGUCGGGUUUCUUGUACUUGUAGUCUCAGCCCAUGCGUCAUUGCUGCAACGCAGAAUGGACGUACCAGCUGAGCCUGGAUACCAGUGUAACAAUAAAAUAAUACUUUUAAGUACAGUCGAAGCGGCUUUACGAGCCGCUUGUAGAAGGUUUUUGAAAGUAAGAGAUGAUACUAGGAGACCUACUGUUUUUAUUGAAGCCACAGAAGAUGAGAAUUUGAUCUAUGAAUGGGCUCUUCCCGUACUUCUACCAAAUUAUCCCGAUGAUAGAGGAAAGAAAUCAAUAGGAAAAAUCAUCUUCAAUAAUAGAUGUGAUCUCAUAGAUGUGCUGUGUUACGAACGUAAAUCGAAACAAUUUAAAAUUAGCCCAAGAGUGCCCGAGGUCUCAACAUACACAACCUGGGGAGUGAACCAAGUCCCCACAAAGCCUUUCGUCCAAUGUGGAUCAUUGUCAUGGGAAAUAGAAGAGAUUCAACAAUCGGCAAUUGAAGAAUUAUCGCGUUCCACGCUUGAGUUUUCUGAGAUAGAGUCCUCAUCAAGCAGAGUUGAUGGUCCAUGGAAGAGAGCCUUUUUGACUAAAAAAACUAGUGAAUACUUUGGAUCGUUUAAUGUGCGCUACGAAAUUGUAGUAAACAAUCAGAGAGAAGCUCGCGGAAUAGUUAUCAGGCACCACAUAAGCCGGAAAAUAGCCACAGACAAAAAUCCUGACAAAGAAGGCGCUGAUCUUCCUAAACUUAGAAUAACCCCGGAAAAACAAAUAAUUAGAAUCGUGUGCUUUUUUCAACAGACGUUCCCGCUUAUUCCCCCAAAGUUUUCAAAAUCUCUUAAGCGCAAGGCUCCAUCAUAG
This is a messenger RNA of Blumeria graminis f. sp. triticale, 897 nucleotides long. The record is from the annotation of a GenBank genome assembly. NCBI's taxonomy places the organism in Eukaryota, Fungi, Ascomycota, Leotiomycetes, Helotiales, Erysiphaceae.